Closterium sp. NIES-65 is the source of this 3495-nucleotide messenger RNA. Lineage: Eukaryota; Viridiplantae; Streptophyta; Zygnematophyceae; Desmidiales; Closteriaceae. The record is from the annotation of a GenBank genome assembly.
AUGUCGCGGUCCUAUGCGAACCUCCUCGACCUAUCAGGGGAUGCCCCGCUGUUCACGCGCCCAGUGGCGCGCGGAAGCAAGGGCAGCCUCACCCGUUCCGCCACGGCGACGGGGACGAUUGCGGACGGCGGGCGGCCAGGCGCGGGGAAUCUGAUGGGGCUGGGCGGGGGGGUGGAUGAGGCAUCGAGCUCGGGAUCGGAAUCGCCGUCGAGCCUGGCGCAGGAACGGUUGAUUAUUGUGGCGAACAUGCUUCCGCUGCACACGGAACGGGACGCCGCCACGCAGGAGUGGGCGUUCAGGUGGGACGAGGACGCGCUGCUGCUGCAGAUGAAGGACGGCAUCACAGCAGGCAGCGACGAGGACAUGGAGAUCAUCUACAUCGGCUCGCUCAAGGUGGAGGUGGAUGCAUCGGAGCAGGACAGGGUAGCAGCCACGCUCCUAGAGAAUUUCAACUGUGUCCCCACCUUUCUGCCGGCCGACCUCAAAGCCAGAUUCUACCACGGGUUCUGCAAGCAGCAGCUCUGGCCGCUCUUCCACUACCUCCUCCCGCUCGGCCCGUCCCAUUCCUCGGGUCUCUUUGACCGGGAGCUGUGGCAGGCGUAUGUGAGUGCGAACAAGAUAUUCAGCGACAAGGUGAUGGAGGUGAUCAGCCCCGACGACGACUACGUGUGGGUGCACGACUACCACCUCAUGGUGCUGCCUACGUUUCUGCGCAAGAGGUUUCACCGCGUGCGCCUGGGCUUCUUCCUGCACAGCCCGUUCCCUUCCUCCGAGAUCUACCGAACCCUCCCCGUGCGAGACGAGAUCCUGCGCGCGCUGCUCAACGCGGACCUCAUCGGGUUCCACACAUUCGACUACGCGCGCCACUUCCUCUCCUGCUGCUCGCGUAUGCUGGGUCUCGAGUACGAGUCCAAGCGCGGGCACAUCGGGCUCGACUACUACGGGAGGACGGUGGGGAUCAAGAUCAUGCCUGUGGGGAUUCACAUGGGGCGCUUGAACGCGGCGCUGAGUCUCGCGGACACGGAGUGGCGGGUCGGGGAGCUGCGCGCGCAGUUUGAGGGGAAGAAGAUUGUGCUUGGAGUGGACGAUAUGGACCUGUUCAAGGGGAUCGGGCUGAAGAUGCUGGCGAUGGAGCAGCUGCUGCGGCAGCACCCUGAGUGGGUGGGCAAGGUGGUGCUCGUGCAGAUUGCCAACCCUGCUCGCGGCCGCGGGGCCGAGGUCGAGCACAUGCAGAACGACAUCUACUCCAUCGUCAAGCGGGUGAACCGUGAGUUCGGUCGAGAGGGGUACGAGCCGGUGAUGCUGCUGGAGCGGCACGUGCCCAUGUACGAGCGGGCAGCCUUCAUGUCGCAGGCAGAGUGCCUUGUGGUCACAGCCGUGCGCGACGGCAUGAACCUCACGCCCUACGAGUACAUUGUCUGCCGCCAUGGGGUAGAUGCUGCUCAAGCCGCCUCUGCUGCCGCCUCUGCUGCCGCGCGCGCCUCCCCUGCUGCUGCGUCCGCUGCGGCGGCGCUUGGUCCUGGCGCCGCGGCUGCUGCUGCUGCUGCUGCUGCGGGUGCUGCCAGUGCUGGUAGUGCUGGCACUGGUGCACAUGAGGGGUCUGGGGCCAAGCCUCCUCUGCCCUCCCAUCGCUCCCACGCCCAUUCGUCUCUUGACCCUCCCGCUCAGGCUCCUGCUCCUGCUGCAGCUGCAGACGUAGGAGGGGACGAGGCAAAGCACACAGAGGCAGCAGGAGUGGCAGCAGCGGCUGCAGCGGAGGGAGGAGCGGCAGGCGCAGGUGUGGGUGCAGCAGACGCCACGAGCACUGUUGGAGACGCUUUACCCGUACAAUCGGCAGCAGACUCAGGUGCUGCGGCACCCGCAUCUGCCGCUGCUGGUGAUACAGCAGGGGCAGCUGCGGGGUCUGCAGAAGCAGGAGAAGCAGCAGCAGCGGGAGCGGAGAGUGCUGCGGGGGGGCUUGUGGUGGCGCCGGCGCCGUCGCUGCCGGCGAUCAUAACAAAGCGGGGCGGCGAGGCGGAGAGCAGGAAGAAGCGGCGCAGCGCCAUUGUGGUGUCGGAGUUCAUCGGCUGCUCGCCGUCCCUCAGUGGCGCCAUCAGAAUCAACCCCUGGAACGUGCAGGCGGUGGCGGACGCGGUGAACAGCGCAUUGACGAUGGGGGAGAGCGAGCAGGAGAUGCGGCACGACAAGCACUACAAGUAUGUGCGUGACCACCACGUCGGCUACUGGGCGCACUCCUUCGUCUCCGACCUGCAGCGCACCUGCCGGGAGCACAGCCACCUGUGCUGCUACGGCAUUGGCUUCGGGCUGGGCUUCCGCACAGUAGCCCUCGACCCCAACUUCCGCAAGCUGCAGACCGACCUGCUCGUGCGCUCCUACCAGCGCGCGCAGUCGCGCCUCAUCCUGCUCGACUAUGACGGCACCAUGAUGCCGCAGACGUCCAUCAACAAGACCCCGGGGCAGGACGUGUUGGACGUGGUGCAGCGGCUGAGCAGCGAUUCGCGCAACACCGUCUUUGUCGUCAGCGGCCGCCGCCGCGAGAACCUUGAGGCCUGGUUCCACUGCUGCCCGCGCCUCGGCCUCGCUGCCGAGCACGGCUUCUUCGUCAGCUGGAGCCGGUCGGCUCCCUGGCAAACCACGAUCGCGCAGCAGGACGCCACGUGGAAGGACGCAGCCCUCCCAGUCCUCGAGCUCUACACGGAAUCCACCGACGGGUCGUACAUCGAGACCAAGGAGAGCGCACUCGUGUGGCACCACCGCGACGCCGACCCCGACUUUGGGUCGUGGCAGGCCAAGGAGCUGCUGGACCAUCUGGAGAGCGUUCUGGCGAAUGAGCCUGUUGUGGUCAAGGGCGGGCACCACAUUGUGGAGAUCAAGCCGCAGGGAGUGAGCAAAGGGCUGGUGGUGGAUCAGCUGCUGAGGGCGUCUAAGGGAGCAGGCAAGGCAGCACCGGACUUUGUGCUGUGUGUGGGCGACGACCGGUCGGACGAGGACAUGUUCGAGCGCAUCAGCGCCCUCAUCACCGCUGCUCCCUCGCCCACACCCCUCGCCGAAGUCUUCGCCUGCACUGUGGGGCAGAAGCCGAGCAAGGCGCGGUACUACCUGGACGACACGAGCGAGGUCAUCAAGAUGCUGCGCGGGCUCGCCAACGCGCCCUCCAUGCCCUCCUCCGUCCCACCCCCUCUCUCCGCCUCCUCCGCCGCGCCCCACAUGCUCACGCCCCAGCACCAGCCAUCACACGCUGCCACAGCGACGCUGCUGGGUCCCCAGCCUGGGCUGUACACGCUUGGGGCUACAGGGGGACCGGCUUCGGUGGUGGGGGCGCCGGGGUCUAUGCUUGGGGGCAUGAUGGGGGGUGUGAUGGGUGGGGCAAUGAUGGGGGGUUUGCCCGGGGGAGGGGUACCAGGGGGUGGUGUGAUGGGAGGGUUGGGAGGUGCCCUGCCGCCGGCAGACAACGCGCAUUUGAACUUUGGGGUGGAUGAGAGUGAAGGGUUGUGA